Molecule: messenger RNA, 1083 nt
Organism: Psylliodes chrysocephalus
Lineage: Eukaryota; Metazoa; Arthropoda; Insecta; Coleoptera; Chrysomelidae
Source: the annotation of a GenBank genome assembly
CUUUAUGACAACUCCGUUGAUUAAAAGUGUCAAAUAUUGUAAAUGAAUCCAAAUCAAGAAUUUCCAAUUCUGGGACACGGCGAUGUUCAGAAGAAAAUUCUGGAAUAUAUCCCGAAACCGCGACCUAAUGAGGAUCACCUAGGUCCUUUUAAUAAAUACAACGAUGAAAAUCACCAAAUUUACUUGGUGAAAAAACGACAGUUCUUGGAAGCUACUAGAAAGUACCAAAAGAUGACUCAAGAAACCUAUACCUGUUUCAAAACUCGAUUGCAUAACGAUUAUAUGUCGAAUUUGAAUUUGGAUUUUCUAAACGACGAUACUGAUAUAGCUAGUACAGUAGAUAGCAAUGAACAAAUUGUAAAUGGAAAAUUACUGAGAAAACGCACAGAAAGACCUAUACACGAAGUACCUGUAGAGGACCAAACGCUUUGCAACUUAGACACCUGGUUCAGAAAAUAUUUGAUCAUCAACAAACUAAUCUGGGCCGCUAGAACAGUCGUUUUAAAAAACAGACUACUGAAAAACUUGGAAAAAUUAAAGAAAUUAAAUACCGAAACUGUCAAAGAAUUCGAACAAAUUCCCAAAUUCUAUUUUGGAAGUUACAAGGAGAUUUUUGCUAAAUUUAUUUAAAUAUUUAUCGCAAACAAAAAUUAAAUAAAACAAAGUUACAAAAUAGGAGCGACCGUUUCUUUUCGGAAAACAACUACUCCCUUGGCUAAUACCGCAACAGGUAUUGAAUUACACCCAAAGGAAAGACAGUAGACACUUUUUCAAAAUAAACUGUGGGUCUUAUUAAAAAAAAAUAGAUUAAUCAAUUAACCUUACUUUUUAAUUAAAAAUAUACAUUCUGAAAAUCCUUUCAAUAUUAUAAUAAUAAUAAAUAAUAAUUAUUAAGAAAGCUAACGCAUUUUUUUAAACCUGAAAAAGUUAAAGCUGUUUUUCUUUCGAAAAACUUCUGAACACAUGUUACGCUUAUCCUAAAUUAUAUAUCUAAAUCAUCAUCAGGAUCUUCCUCGUCCCAAUCGUCCACUUCGUCAAACUGGUAGAAAAUCUUACCAGAAUCUUGAUCAUUUUGAUUUUCUG